Leucoraja erinaceus (little skate) is the source of this 3327-nucleotide messenger RNA. RefSeq lists its product as uncharacterized. Bases 1570 to 2202 code for a protein of 210 amino acids. The transcript has 4 exons. The record is from RefSeq and is a predicted model, not a curated record. NCBI's taxonomy places the organism in Eukaryota, Metazoa, Chordata, Chondrichthyes, Rajiformes, Rajidae.
CAUUUACCAUGUAAUACCAGACACAAUAUCAUCACUUCAAUACCAGGCACUGUAAUGAAGAAGGGUCUCGACCCUAAACGUCACCCAUUCCUUCUCUCCAGAGAUGCUGCCUCACCCGCUGAGUUUCUCCAGCAUUUUUGUCUACCUUCGAUUUUUCCAGCAUUUGCAGUUCUUUCUCAAACAAUCAUACUGUAUUGUUGAAUGUACCUCGGAUCAGUGAAAUGCCUUGUUUUUGCCAGUAACCCGGUAAAAUACAGACCUGACCUGGGCGGUACAGUGGGCGCCGACUAGGUUGCGAGAAGUUCAUGGAACAGUCUAUAUUUCCCCGCAGCGGUGAACCAGGCCCCGCCGCACCAGGCAGCAGGCGCCCCCGCGUCGGGUCCCCCUUCGUUCUCGGCUGCCCCCCGCCGGGUUGCUCUCGGCUUGGAAUGAUUCAGGGCUAUUUUCCCAGCGUGGAAAAGUCAAUGACGGGACGCCAUAGAUUUUAACACAGUAGGGGGUCUUUCAAGGAGAUGUGCGGGGCAUGUUUUAUCACACAGGGGUGGUGGGUGCCUGGAACGCGCUGCUGGAGUGGUGGUCGAGGCACAUACGGUGGAGGCAUUACAGUCUGAUGUGGGCUGAAGGAACUGUUCUUGUGCUAUGUGGCCGUCAACAAAACCGACAGGUUCAUUAGAGCUUUCAAGAAGGAACUGCAGAUGGUGGAAUAUCGAAGGUACACAAAAAUGCUGGAGAAAGUCAGCGGGUGCAGCAGCAUCUAUGGAGCGAAGGAAAUAGGCGACGUUUCGGGCCGAAACCCUUCUUCAGACUGAUUAUUAGAGCUCCCAUUCUCAGCUCCUUACCCACAACCAUUAGAUUCUUGAACCGACCUGCACUGCCUGCGUUUGGCCCCCAUACCUCUAACCUGUCCUAUCCAAGUACCUGUCUAAAUGCUUCUGAAACGUUACGAUAGUGCCCGCCUCAUCUACCUCCUCCAGCAGCUCAUUCCAUACAUCCAUCACCCAUUGUGUGAAUUAAGUUACCCAUCAGGUUCCUAUUAGACCUUUCCACCCUCAACUUAAACCGAUGUCCUCUGGUACUUGAUUCCCCUCCUCUGGGCAAGGGGCUCUGUGCGUCUACCCGAUCUGUUUACAAGAUCAUCCCUCAUCAUGGAACAGCAGCCAACACAAUCAAAUACUUGUUCUACCCCGGUCAUUCCUUCUUCUCACUGUUCUUGUCCGGCACAAGGUACAGAAUGUUGAAAGCGCCUACUACCAGUCUCAGGAACAGCCUCCUCCCCUCUGUUAUCAGGCUUCUGAAUGGUCCUUCCAUCAGCUAUACAUUGUGUGUUGAAGGGCCUGUUCCUGUGCUGUAUUGAUGACGACUUGUUUUCUCUGUUGAGCGGCAGUGCAAGGUUGAUUUUCUGACCAGAGUGAAGCUUACUUUACUUUAGAGAUACAGCAUGGAAGUAGGCCCUUGGGCCCACCGAGUCCACAUCGACCAUCGAUCACUUGGUCUCUGUUAUCCCACCUUCCCGUUCACUCCCAACAUAUUGGGGCAAUUUACAGAGGGCCAAUUACCCUACAAACCCGCAUGUCUAUUGGAUGUGGGAGAAAACCGGAGCACCCGGAGGAAACCCACGCGGUCACAGGGAGAAUGUGCACGUUCCGAACAGUGAACAUGGUCAGGAUCGAACCCGGGUCUCAGGCCCCGGGGACCCAAUGGAUGGAGCAGCAACAGAAACAGAAGAUUUCUGGAGUUCUGGAACAGUCACACAACCUUCAGUCCAAGAUCACAUCCCAGUAUGCUGAACUGCACCAGAUUCUCACUGAGAAAGAGCAGCGCACACUGGCAGAUAUCCGGGAGGAAGAGAGGAAGAUUCUAAAUACAAUGGAGACAAAUCUUGGAAACAUUCAAGAGAAUUUAGAAUCCAUUCAGGAGGAACUCUUAAAGUUGCAGCAACAGAUGGAUCAAAAUAACAGUGUGGUGUUUCUGAAGGAGGAAGCUGGUCGCAAGCGAAGGGUUAGUGAUGAAGCCAAACCACUGUCGGUGGUAGAUGAAGCCUUGCCGAUUGAAAAGUUCCAUUGCCCUGUUUUGUUCAACACGGCAUUCAAAGAAACAUCUGAUGACUUCAAGCGAGGUAAAGCUUGUACCUUCACCAUUAUUCUUGUUUCUGAUAUUUUUAAGCAAUUCCUAGAUGAAAACAUUAAUGGUCUUUUGGACUGAAGGGAAAUUGGAUCCACCUCUAAACCCAUCAGCUGGGAAGCAUCAUAGAGUCAGAUGUUCAUACUCGCCUGCGUUGGGUGAAAUACUGUGGCUAUUCACCCUAUCUGUGGACCUUAUAUAGAUCUUAUACACAUCUAUAAAGACACCCGGACGGGCUCCAAAGACAAAUGGCCCUGCCUGUCCAACAUCUCCUUAUAACCCAGCCCUUCAGACCUGAUGAGAUUAUCGUAAAUACUUUUACACCCUCUCUAAUUUACUAACAACCAUAUUGUGUCAAAUUUAAUAUCCUGACCUAUGAAAGCAUGAGUGACAAACACAAUCUUCACCACACCUGCCUGUCACUGUUGCAUCUUCCAUGGCACUGUGUACCUGCAGCCCGCGAUCUCUCAGUUCUAUAAAGUUCCCCGUUUACUGUGUAUGUCCUGCCCUGGUUUGUCUCAGCAAAGUGCAUCACCUCACCUUCACAUGAAUAAAUCCCACCUGCCGUUCCUGAGCCCAUUGGCCCAGUUCACAGGGAUCCCAUUUACUCUCAGAUAACCUUCUUCACUCUCCACAAUGUCACCAAUUUUAGUUCCAUCUGCAAACUGACUAACCGUGCAACCUACAUACACAUCCAAUUGUGUAUAUAAAUAAGGAACAACAGAGGACUCUGUGAAAAACAACCCUCUACCAACAUCCUCUGUCUGUGACCUUCAGGUAAAUGUUGUAUUCCAUCGGCUAGUUCACCCCGGAUUCCAUGAGAUCCAACCUUCCAGAGCGGCCUCUCAUGCGGUGUGUAGAAGUUGCAUCUCCCAGAGGGCAGUGAAUAUCUGGGAUGUUGUGCCCAAGGUGGUGGUGAAACGCUGAGUUAUUGGAUAUCUGCAACUUGGCCACAAAUAAAUAUUUGAUAGAUUGAAUAUUGAAGAUUAUGGGGAACUCACACAGAAGAGGAAUUGGUGCCAGUUUAGAUCCGCCAUGAUCACGUUGAAUGGAGGGGCAAGCCUGAGGAGCGGAUUCUAAUCCUGCUCCUGUUUUCUUGUGUUCCUAUGCUCCUGUGUACCGAUAAAUAGACAGACUUGACACAGAGGAAUGCAGCAAUGAUUAACAAUACUUGUGUUUAAGAGGGAACUAAUUCCCUCUCUCUCU